Messenger RNA from Trematomus bernacchii (emerald rockcod), 3109 nucleotides. RefSeq names its product NLR family CARD domain-containing protein 3-like. The record is from RefSeq and is a predicted model, not a curated record. Gene Ontology annotation, molecular function: protein binding. NCBI's taxonomy places the organism in Eukaryota, Metazoa, Chordata, Actinopteri, Perciformes, Nototheniidae.
AUGGAGACUCUUAAAAAGAUCCUCGUCAGCACUUUGGAAGAUUUGGGGGAAGAGGACUUUAAAGACUUCAAGUGGACCCUGCAGCAGAAGGUCCUAGAUAUCCAAGGAAUCCCAAAGAGUCGGCUGGAGCAUGCAAACCGGAGAGCCACAGUGGAUCAGAUGUUUCUGAACUACGGCAUAAAUACGUUCAAAGUGACCAUAAUGGUUUUGGGGGAGAUAAAGCGGAAUGAUCUAAAGGAGAAAUUAUCAAAACACCCUUCAGAACCUGCAGAGAUUGUUUCUGAGUGCCAAACUGAACUCAAAUCAAGCCUGAAGAAAAAGUCUGAAUUCAUAUCUGAGAAAAUCUCAAAAAACGAAAAUGUAAAACCCCUGAAUGAAAUCUACACCGAGAUCUACAUCCAGAGGGGGGGGGGUGCAGAGGUCAACAUGGAACAUGAGGUCAGACAGAUUGAAAUAGCAUCCAGGAAACCAGACAGACCAGAAACAACCAUCAGACGAGAAGACCUCUUUAAAGCCUCACCUGGAAGAGAUGCACCAAUCAGAGUGAUGACAAAGGGAGUGGCUGGCAUUGGGAAAACAGUCUUAACACAGAAGUUCACUCUGGACUGGGCUGAAGGCAAAGCCCACCAGGACUUCCAGUUCAUAUUUCCAUUCACUUUCAGAGAGCUGAAUGUGCUGAGAGGGAACAAGUACAGCUUGGUGGAACUUGUUCAUCACUUCUUCUCUGAAACCAGAGACGCAGGAAUCUGCAGGUUUGAUCAGUUCCCGGUCGUGUUCAUCUUUGACGGUCUGGAUGAGUGUCGACUUCCUCUGGACUUCCACAACACUGAGAUCCUGACUGAUGUCACAGAGUCCACCUCAGUGGAUGUGCUGCUGACAAACCUCAUCAGGGGGAAGCUGCUUCCCUCUGCUCGCCUCUGGAUAACCACACGACCUGCAGCAGCCAAUCAGAUCCCUCGUGAGUGUGUGGACAUGGUGACAGAGGUCCGAGGGUUCACUGACCCACAGAAGGAGGAGUACUUCAGGAAGAGAUUCAGUGAUCAAAAGCAGGCCCGCACCAUCAUCUCCCACAUCAAGACCUCACGAAGCCUCUACAUCAUGUGCCACAUCCCAGUCUUCUGCUGGAUCUCUGCUACAGUUCUGGAGUACAUGAAAACCGGAGAGGGAGGAGAGCUGCCCAAGACCCUGACUGAGAUGUACAUCCACUUCCUGGUGGUUCAGUCCAAAGUCAAGAACGUCAAGUAUCAUGGAGGAGCUGAGUCAGAUCCACACUGGACUCCAGAGAGCAGGAAGAUGAUGGAGUCUCUGGGAAAACUGGCUUUUGAGCAGCUGCAGAAAGGCAACCUGAUCUUCUAUGAGUCCGACCUGACAGAGUGUGGCAUCAAUAUCAGAGAAGCCUCUGUGUACUCAGGAGUGUUCACACAGGUCUUUAGAGAGGAGAGCGGACUGUACGAGGACAAGGUGUUCUGCUUUGUCCAUCUGAGCAUUCAGGAGUUUCUGGCUGCUCUUCAUGUCCAUCUGACCUUCAUAAAGUCUGGAGUCAACCUGCUGUCAGAAGAACCAACAACCUCCCAGCAGUAUGAGGUCAAACCUGAACUAACACAUCUCUACCAGAGUGCUGUGAACAAGUCCUUACAGAGUCCAAACGGACACCUGGACUUGUUCCUGCGCUUCCUCCUGGGUCUUUCACUGCAGACCAAUCAAAAACUUCUACGAGGCCUGAUGACACAGACAGGAAGUGACCCAGACACUGAAGGGAAAACAGCGGAGUACAUAGUAGAGAAGAUGGAUGAGGAUCUGUCUCCAGAGAGAAGCAUCAACCUGUUCCACUGUCUGAAUGAACUAAAUUAUCAUUCUCUAGUGAAGCAGAUCCAAUGGUGCCUGAAAUUAGGAAUUAUUUCCACAUAUAAUCUGUCUCCUGCUCUGUGGUCAGCUCUGGUCUUCAUCUUACUGUCAUCAGGAAAAGAUCUGGACGUGUUUGACCUGAAGAAAUACUGUGCUUCAGAGGAGGCUCUUCUAAGGCUGCUGCCAGUGGUCAAAGCCUCCAACAAAGCUCUACUGAGUGACUGUAACCUGUCAGAGAGAAGCUGUGAAGCUCUGUCCUCAGUUCUCAGCUCCCAGUCCUCACGUCUGAGAGAGCUGGACCUGAGUGACAAUGACCUGCAGGAUUCAGGAGUGAAGCUGCUGUCUGCUGGACUGGAGAGUCCAAACUGUGAACUGGAGACACUCAGACUGAGUGGUUGUAACCUGUCAGAGAGAAGUUGUGAAGUUCUCAGCUCCAAGUCCUCUUGUCUGAUUGAGCUGGACCUGAGUAACAACGACCUGCAGGAUUCAGGAGUGAAGCUGCUGUCUGCUGGACUGGAGAGUCCACACUGCAAACUCGGAACUCUAAGUCUGUCAGGCUGUCUGGUCACAGAGGAAGGCUGUGUUUCUCUGGCUUCAGCUCUGAGUUCCAACCCCUCCCACCUGAGAGAGCUGGACCUGAGAUACAAUCAUCCAGGAGACUCAGGAGAGAAGCUGAUAUGGAGACUCGAGACACUCAGGAUGGACCAUGGUGGUCUGCAGUGUUUGAAACCUGGUCUGAGGAAGUAUGCCUGUGAACUGAAGCUGGCGACACGUGUGUGGAAGGAGCAGCCAUAUCCUGAUCAUCCAGAGUUUGACUUAUUGGAACAGCUGAUGUGUAGAGAAGCUCUGACUGGACGCUGUUAUUGGGAAGUCGAGUGGAGAGGAGAGGUUGAUAUAGCAGUGACUUACAGAGGAAUCAGCAGGAGAGGAGACGGAAAGGACAGUUUGUUUGGAGAGAAUGAUCAGUCCUGGAGUCUGAGAUGCUCUAAAUGGGGUCACUGUGUCAGCCACUCAAAUAUAAAAACAGACAUCCCCUCCUCCUCCUUCUCCUCCUCCUCUGGUAGAGUAGCAGUGUAUCUGGAUCAUCCUGCUGGCUCUCUCUCCUUCUACAGAGUCUCCUCUGACACACUGGUCCACCUCCACACCUUCAGAACCACAUUCACUGAACCUCUCUAUGCUGGGUUUGGGUCAGGGUUCUCGUUUUGUGUUGAUUCCUCUUCGGUGUCUCUGUGUCCUCUGCAGGUCUGAGAGUCAACAUGUUCAC